ACACGUCUUUACUCUUUUAUAGGUUAUUGUAUGGUUAUCCGUUGUGUUUGAAGCCGAAGUGUAUCAACAAAUUAUACAGCAAAUAUAAUAAAAAUGUCAGAUAGCAGCGACAGCGAGGAAGACAGGAAAGCGAGGGAUGAGUUUGCAGCAAGAUUGCGUAAGAAGGAUAAGGAAAACACAAGGAACAUCACUGUUCGAUCAGAUAAAAAGGCAUAUGAAGAAGCUGCAAAGAGGCUUAAAAUUGAGACUGCCAGUCAGGACAAACUCAUCCCAAGGCUUCGUGUCGAGUCCCGUCGUAAAUACCUUGAGAAAAGAAAGGACGACAAGGUCCUUGAGCUCGAAGCGGAUAUUAUCGAUGAUGAAUAUCUUUUUGCUGAAGAAGAACUUACAGAAAAAGAAAAGAAAGACAGAGAGCAUAAAAAGAAACUGCUGUCUCUUGCCAAGGAACAUGAAAAAGCGAGGGAAUUAGAGAGGGUGCAGAGAUACCAUAUGCCCAGAGAUGUUAAAGAAGGUGUUGGUGAAUAUGAAGAGGUGGAUGAAAGGGAAAAAAAGCCUAAUUAUGAGCAGAAAAAGUGGGAAGAAGAGCAGAUGUCUUCUGCCAUGUUCCAUUUUGGUGCAAAGCAAAAGGACAGUGAUAAACAAGAAGAAUAUGACCUUUUGCUUGAUGGGCAAAUUGAAUUCAUUCAAGCUUUGAGCUUACCAGGAACGAAAGAUAAGCCAGAAGAGAAAGUGACAGAAGCGCAGAUCAAGCGCAUGACCAUCGAGGAAACCCAGAAAAGUCUGCCUGUGUACAAGUUCAGGGACGACCUGAUCCAAGCAAUCAAGGAUCACCAGGUUUUAAUCGUAGAAGGAGAAACAGGGUCGGGAAAAACAACUCAGAUUCCUCAAUACCUUUAUCAAGCCGGGUUCACUGAUGAAGGGAAAAAAAUAGGCUGCACUCAGCCUAGAAGAGUGGCGGCUAUGUCAGUUGCGGCUAGAGUUGCUGAAGAAAUGUCAGUUAAACUUGGAAACGAGGUUGGGUAUAGCAUUCGAUUUGAAGAUUGUACUUCAGAAAGAACAAUAAUUAAGUAUAUGACUGAUGGUACCCUCCACAGAGAAUUUCUGUCUGAACCUGACCUUCAGACUUACAGUGUAAUGAUAAUCGACGAGGCGCAUGAAAGGACACUUCACACUGACAUAUUAUUUGGCCUGGUCAAAGACAUUGCCAGGUUCAGGCCUGACCUCAAGCUGCUCAUCUCCUCCGCCACCCUCGAUGCCGAAAAGUUUUCAUCCUUUUUCGACGACGCGCCAAUUUUCAGAAUACCUGGAAGGCGGUUUCCGGUCGACAUAUACUACACAAAAGCCCCGGAGGCGGACUACAUCGACGCCUGUGUAGUUUCCAUACUUCAGAUCCAUGCCACUCAACCUCUUGGUGACAUAUUGGUGUUUUUGACUGGCCAGGAGGAAAUCGAAACCUGCCAGGAAAUCCUUCAAGACAGGGUGAGGAGGCUGGGCAGCAGGAUAAAAGAACUUCUUAUCUUACCUGUCUACUCAAACUUACCUUCAGACAUGCAGGCCAAAAUUUUUGAACCAACUCCUCCCAAUGCAAGAAAAGUAGUAUUAGCAACCAAUAUUGCAGAAACUUCAUUAACUAUUGACAAUAUAAUCUAUGUUAUUGAUCCUGGCUUUUGUAAGCAAAAUAAUUUUAAUUCUAGAACUGGAAUGGAAUCUCUUAUUGUAGUGCCUGUUUCAAAAGCAUCGGCAAAUCAAAGGGCAGGAAGAGCUGGAAGAGUUGCUGCGGGUAAAUGUUUCCGACUUUACACAGCAUGGGCUUAUAAACAUGAACUGGAAGACGACACCGUACCUGAAAUUCAGAGGAUGAAUCUCGGCAAUGUUGUUUUGAUGCUCAAAGCCCUCGGAAUCAAUGAUUUGGUUCACUUUGACUUCCUCGAUCCACCACCUCAUGAAACGCUGGUGCUUGCAUUGGAACAACUUUACGCGUUGGGUGCUUUAAACCACCAUGGAGAACUUACAAAACUAGGGAGGAGAAUGGCUGAAUUCCCAUUGGAUCCAAUGAUGGGGAAAAUGUUACUUGCAUCAGAAAAGUAUAAAUGCAGUGAGGAGAUUGUUAGCAUUGCAGCUAUGCUGUCAGUCAAUGGUGCCAUCUUUUACAGACCGAAGGACAAACUGGUUCAUGCCGAUACAGCCAGAAAGAACUUCUUCCUACCAGGUGGUGACCAUCUCGUUCUUUGCAAUGUUUACAAGCAAUGGGCAGAUACGGAUUUCAGCACUCAGUGGUGUUACGAGAAUUAUAUACAGUACAGAUCGAUGAAAAGAGCCAGGGAUGUCAGAGAGCAGCUUAUAGGGCUUAUGCAAAGGGUCGAAAUGGACCUCGUCUCUAAUCCGACUGAUACGAUCGCGAUUAGAAAGUCAAUAACGGCAGGUUAUUUCUACCACAUCGCUCGGCUGUCGAAGGGAGGAAAUUAUAAAACGGUCAAGCACAACCAAACAGUCAUGAUCCAUCCGAAUUCGGCUUUGUUCGAAGACUUACCACGAUGGGUCGUCUACUACGAGUUAGUCUUCACUACUAAAGAAUACAUGAGGCAGGUGACUGAGAUAGAAAGCAAGUGGUUGUUGGAAGUAGCACCGCAUUAUUACAAACAAAAAGAACUCGAAGACUCAACAAACAUGAAGAUGCCUAAAGUCAUUGGAAAAACAAGAGCUGAACUUGGAGCUUUUUAGACAAAAAUUUUCACUUAGUGUUUUUUAAUUGUUAACCUGUAUAUAUGUAAAUAUUGUAUAUUUUUCUACAA
Messenger RNA from Cimex lectularius (bed bug), 2792 nucleotides. RefSeq names its product pre-mRNA-splicing factor ATP-dependent RNA helicase DHX16 (gene l(2)37Cb). NCBI's taxonomy places the organism in Eukaryota, Metazoa, Arthropoda, Insecta, Hemiptera, Cimicidae. The record is from RefSeq and is a predicted model, not a curated record. Gene Ontology annotation, cellular component: catalytic step 2 spliceosome; intracellular anatomical structure. The coding region runs from base 94 to 2721 and encodes 875 amino acids. Gene Ontology annotation, molecular function: RNA binding; ATP binding. The transcript is spliced from 12 exons.